Ficedula albicollis (Collared flycatcher) is the source of this 1520-nucleotide messenger RNA. It is a transcript of the gene IFTAP, whose product is annotated as chromosome 5 open reading frame, human C11orf74. Gene Ontology annotation, molecular function: intraciliary transport particle A binding. The transcript is spliced from 8 exons. Lineage: Eukaryota; Metazoa; Chordata; Aves; Passeriformes; Muscicapidae. Gene Ontology annotation, cellular component: cytosol; 9+0 non-motile cilium. The record is from RefSeq and is a predicted model, not a curated record. The coding region runs from base 342 to 1028 and encodes 228 amino acids. Gene Ontology annotation, biological process: spermatogenesis; acrosome reaction.
UGGUGUCUUCUAGUUAAGUGACAUCAAAUCCCGGGGGAUCUGAACAACAUCGUGUAGAGGAAGAGCUGCUGUAAAAACAUGGGAACUGAUGACACUGACUGCAUCAAUUGCCAUGUUGUACAAUAUUGCUGCACUGCCUGCCUGCAGACUGCUAUGGGAGCUGCUGUGCUAAAAUAGGGAUUUAUCUGCCAUGGAAUGUUUUUCAAAGAUGGCACAACAAGAAACCCACCAGCCUCCAGAAGAUUUAACUCUUUGCUGUGGAACAAGCUCUGAGUGACAGCAGGUGCCUCUUAGAAGCAGCCUACAAAAACAGAUAUAUCUGUUUGACUCUCAAGGUGUGGAUGAUCAUGGGAGAGCAACUGUUAAAGAACAGCAUCCUUGAUCAAUUUAUUAAUAGCCAUGAGCAGUCAUAUGAAGAGUUUCUAAAUACUUUCACGUAUCUUUUGAAAGAGAAAGAGGAAAAGACAAUUCAGGGAAGUAAAGUGGACUCCUUAAGAAAAGAAUGUUCUACUAUUGAAUUACCAAACAGAAAUAAACAGGAUGGCUCACCUGAAAGAAGCGAAGAAAUGUGGGCGUCAUUUCCACCACGGAUGCCAAAUGAGAAUGAGACAGUGAUGAAUGAGAGCUCAACAGCUGGUGCCUCUGAUGGAAGUAAUCUCGGUCUGUCUGAAAGACUGAAGGUGGACGAGUACUUACACUUGGAAGAUGUAGACACAGAUGAAGAGACAUGCAGUGCAGGGUCAUUAGUUCUCCCAGGAGAGGUGGAAGAGACAGUGACUUGCUGUACACCCUUCUUUGAUAAGCCUGUUCAGCCAAAGUUCAGAGCCCUGUCAGUUCCCCAGCCAUCAGACAGCAAAGCCCAAGAGCUACUGGGUGAUGAUGUUCAGCCAUUCUCACUUGAUGAAGAAUUUGAUUAUGACAAUGUGGCGCUGACCCCUAAGUUCUCUGAAGCUGAGCUGAAGGCCAUUAUUGAGUUGUCUGAAGAGAAAAGGGGCACAGAUGUCAAAUCAGGACAAGCUGAAGACUGAGUCAAAGGUGUUCUGUGCAGGGCUGUUGGAAUGACCUUUUUAUGGGAUGAAUGUAGCUCCUCGUUGUACCCUAAUUUAUGGUUCUUAUCUGCAUGGCCACUAAAUGGCAUCCCUGAGAUUUGUCAUUUAUUCUGUCAAGGUGCCUUGGAUCCUGUACUGUCUCAGGAUUAAGUGUGCUGGAGAAACCUCUCCAUAGGAGCAAAACAAGCUGGUGGAUUUCAGAAUAGCAUCGUGGCUACUCUUGCUUAUAUCUGGUACUGACUCGGUUCCUGUGUAGUGCAAAGCUGGUCCUAAAGCUGUCUUUUACCUCAUUCUCUCAGUAAUGCAAUUAAGAGUUUUUUAACAGCUGACAAAUCAGUCUAUGAACUCUUUGAAUGUAUAGAGAUGCAUGAGUGAAUAAAUCUGGGAAUAUUUUUUUUCUCUGUCUUUUGAGUUACUUUAGUUCUGCAAAAAAUAAACAUUCCUGUUUCCAACAAACUUUAUGUGUUGAUC